GAUGUCCCCGUCCGCUGUAUUCCCAGGACUGUACAGAGGAGAAUCACAGGAUCCCACAGGAGGAUCAGAUAGAACGUCUGUCUGAUAUUAAGGCAGAAGAUAUAGAGGAAGAAGAAGAGACGUAUGUGACUGAUAUAAAGGCAGAAGAUACAGAGGGAGAAGAAGAGACGUAUGUGACUGAUAUAAAGGCAGAAGAUAUAGAGGGAGAAGAAGAGACGUAUGUGACUGAUAUAAAGGCAGAAGAUAUAGAGGGAGAAGAAGAGAUGUAUGUUACUGAUAUAAAGGCAGAAGAUACAGAGGGAGAAGAAGAGACGUAUGUGACUGAUAUAAAGGCAGAAGAUAUAGAGGGAGAAGAAGAGACGUAUGUGACUGAUAUGAAGGCAGAAGAUAUAGAGGAAGAAGAAGAGACGUAUGUGACUGAUAUAAAGGCAGAAGAUAAAGAGGGAGAAGAAGAGACGUAUGUGACUGAUAUAAAGGCAGAAGAUAGAGAUGGAGAAGAAGAGACGUAUGUGACUGAUAUGAAGACAGAAGAUACAGAGGGAGAAGAAGAGACGUAUGUGACUGAUAUAAAGGCAGAAGAUAUAGAGGGAGAAGAAGAGACGUAUGUGACUGAUAUGAAGGCAGAAGAUAUAGAGGAAGAAGAAGAGACGUAUGUGACUGAUAUAAAGGCAGAAGAUAUAGAGGGAGAAGAAGAGACGUAUGUCACUGAUAUAAAGACAGAAGAUAUAGAGGGAGAAGAAGAGACGUAUGUGACUGAUAUAAAGGCAGAAGAUACAGAGGGAGAAGAAGAGACGUAUGUGACUGAUAUAAAGGCAGAAGAUAUAGAGGGAGAAGAAGAGACGUAUGUGAGGGGUGAUCAGCAGUGUAAGGAGGAGGACAUCCCUACAGAUAUCAGCACAGCAGAUGGACACACCAGCAGGAAUAUCUCAGAAGGAGAUCUAAUGUUAUUCCCGGAUUGUGACAUAAAAGAUAAUGACAGAAGACAGGAUUCUCCAGGAGCUAACCCCAUUACCCCAAUUAUACAUCCAGCCCUAUCAGCUGAUCCCUCUGAUCCUGGGAAAUGUUCUCCUGAUCACUCUGAUAUUGGUGCAUCUGUUACAGCUCUGGCAGUAGAUACAGUGUUUCCGUGUUCUAUAGAUGCCAAAUGUUUUACACAGAACACAAAACCUAUUAACACACACAGGUAAGGCAGGUGGAAGGCCACUGAUAUGUUCAGAGUGUGGGAAAUGUUUUACAUACAAAUCACAACUUGUUAUACAUCAGAGAAGUCACACAGGUGAGAAGCCAUUUUCUUGCUCUGAUUGUGGGAAAUCUUAUUUAACUAAAUCACAUCUUGUUAUACAUAACAGAAGUCACACAGGUGAGAAACCAUUUUCUUGCUCUGAGUGCGGAAAAUGUUUUGCACACAAAUUACAACUUGUUACCCAUCAGCAAAGUCACACAGGUAAGAAGGCAUUUCCAUGUUCUGAGUGUGGGAAAUGUUUUGCACACAAAUCAGUUCUUGUUAGUGAAAGGAUUUGCCCUUAUAUUCUUAACCCUCGAUGUGAUGGCCUCUUAGACGUCUGGAGUGUAAACUUUUAGCCACAAGGUACAUGCACAACACAAGCAGUAAAAAUUCACACUGUUUUAUUAUGAGGUUAACAAAAGUAUAUAAGGCAAUGCAUAUGGGUGUAACUGACAUGUCGUUACACUCCCAUUGGCUCGUUAAUAGUUACCAGGCAGAACAGAAAAGGCGGAUGUCCAUAU
Pseudophryne corroboree (corroboree frog) is the source of this 1746-nucleotide messenger RNA. Its product is annotated as neurofilament medium polypeptide-like. The coding region runs from base 264 to 1187 and encodes 307 amino acids. NCBI's taxonomy places the organism in Eukaryota, Metazoa, Chordata, Amphibia, Anura, Myobatrachidae. The transcript is spliced from 3 exons. The record is from RefSeq and is a predicted model, not a curated record.